Messenger RNA from Ricinus communis (castor bean), 1198 nucleotides. RefSeq names its product ferritin, chloroplastic. Bases 119 to 880 code for a protein of 253 amino acids. Gene Ontology annotation, biological process: iron ion transport; intracellular iron ion homeostasis. The record is from RefSeq and is a predicted model, not a curated record. The transcript has 8 exons. Gene Ontology annotation, cellular component: cytoplasm. Lineage: Eukaryota; Viridiplantae; Streptophyta; Magnoliopsida; Malpighiales; Euphorbiaceae. Gene Ontology annotation, molecular function: ferrous iron binding; ferric iron binding.
UCUGCCUCCAAUUCCAGCGCCACUUCUCUUCCGCUUCUAUUUCAAUUUAUAGCUUAUAAGUCUCUGUUUUUUAUUGAUACCCAUUUCGGAAAUCUCUUUCUCUCUUCUAUAAACAAGGAUGUUAUCGAGCGGUGUUUCAGCUUUUUCUGUGACAACAAGGCUGCGGAGUGAUGGUGUUGUUAGUCCCACUGGUAACCUUUGUUCUUUGUUGCAGAGAAAGAGAAGAAACACUGGUAUUGUUAUUUCAGCGACUGCGGGGGAUGGUUUGCAGCUAACUGGUGUAAUUUUCCAGCCAUUUGAAGAGGUCAAGAAGGAAGCUUUUAUGGUUCCUAUUACUCCUCAGGUUUCUCUUGCUCGCCAGUUGUUUGAGGAUGAGUGUGAAGCUGCUCUUAAUGAGCAAAUCAAUGUGGAGUACAAUGCUUCCUAUGUAUACCACGCCCUGUUUGCAUAUUUUGACAGGGAUAACGUUGCCCUCAAGGGUCUAGCCAAAUUUUUCAAGGAGUCAAGUGAGGAAGAAAGAGAGCAUGCUGAGAAGCUAAUGCAGUAUCAGAACAUUCGCGGAGGGCGAGUAAAGCUGCAUUGCAUAGUAGCACCUCCUUCGGAGUUUGAGCAUGUAGAGAAGGGAGAUGCAUUAUAUGCUAUGGAACUAGCAUUAUCCUUGGAGAAGCUGACAAAUGAGAAACUAUUGAACUUGCACAGUGUGGCAGAUAAAAACAAUGAUCCUCAAUUGGCAGACUUCAUUGAGAGCGAGUUUUUAGUUGAACAGGUUGAAGACAUUAAGAAGAUAUCAGAAUAUGUCGCUCAGUUAAGGAGGGUUGGGAAAGGCCACGGAGUGUGGCACUUUGAUCAGAUGCUACUCCAUGAGGGUGAUGCUGCAUGAUGAAGACUGCAACUUGUAUUUGUUCCUGGUUUAAACGUGUCCUUUGCCACUGAAACACUGAUAUUUCUUCUCUAGUAGCUUUGCUGUGUUAUGGAUGAUAAAUUUUGCUUCUUAGUAUUGUAUGAUUCUAUUACAGAGCAGGUAGUAGUAGUUUUGAUAUAAGAAAUAAGAGGCAGCAAUUAGUAUUUCUAGGCUGAAGUUUACUUGUGAUAGCUUUGGUGGUAGAAUCUAAUAUUUUUGAAGUGUUACCAGAAUGUAAUAUACUUGAAGCAUUUUGAUGAUCCUUGAUAUUCUGUCCUGGAUCAUAUAGUAUUAUCA